GGGGCCGGGGCCGGGGCCGCUCGGCCGGCCGGCGGUUAUGGGGACGGGCAGCGGCGGGGCCGGCGGGGCAGCCCCCGCAGCGAGCCCCUGCCUGCGCCAUGUAGGCUAUCUGGAAACCGGAAAAAUCCUAAUGGAGUGAGGAGGGCUUGCUUCAUGUUUUCCUUUAUUUUUAGAGAUUUGGUUUGUUUGGGGUUUUUUUUUGUUAAGCUGUAGAUGUUUUUCUCGCCCUUUUUUAAAUACCGUUUUUGGAAGAUGAAAUGCUUCUCACGUUACCUGCCUUACAUCUUCAGGCCUGCGAACACCAUCCUCUCCUCCAGCUGCCACACGGAAGCUGACAUUAUCUCUACAGUAGAAUUCAACCACACCGGAGAAUUGCUGGCAACAGGGGACAAGGGGGGUCGGGUUGUCAUAUUUCAGCGUGAGCAGGAGAGCAAGAACCAGCCCCAUCGCAGGGGUGAGUACAAUGUGUACAGCACUUUCCAGAGCCACGAGCCGGAGUUCGAUUACCUGAAGAGUUUGGAGAUCGAGGAGAAGAUCAAUAAGAUCCGAUGGCUCCCGCAGCAGAACGCCGCCUAUUUCCUACUGUCCACCAACGAUAAAACUGUGAAGCUAUGGAAGGUCAGUGAGCGCGACAAAAGGCCGGAGGGGUACAACCUGAAGGAUGAGGACGGCCGCCUCCGAGACCCCUCCAUGAUCACCUCGCUGCGGGUGCCGGUGCUGCGGCCCAUGGACCUGAUGGUAGAGGCCACUCCACGCAGGGUGUUCGCCAACGCGCAUACAUACCACAUCAACUCCAUCUCCGUCAACAGCGACUACGAGACCUACAUGUCAGCCGAUGACCUGCGGAUAAACCUCUGGAACUUUGAGAUCACAAAUCAGAGCUUCAAUAUCGUGGACAUCAAGCCGGCCAACAUGGAGGAGCUGACGGAGGUGAUCACCGCUGCAGAGUUCCACCCCCACCACUGCAACACCUUCGUGUACAGCAGCAGCAAAGGCACCAUCCGGCUGUGCGAUAUGCGCACCUCUGCCCUCUGCGACCGCCACGCCAAGUUUUUUGAGGAGCCUGAGGACCCCAGUAACCGCUCGUUCUUUUCUGAGAUCAUCUCCUCCAUCUCUGAUGUCAAAUUCAGCCACAGUGGGAGGUACAUCAUGACCCGAGACUACCUCACUGUCAAGGUGUGGGACUUGAACAUGGAGAACCGGCCCAUCGAGACGUACCAGGUCCACGACUACCUGCGGAGCAAGCUGUGCUCGCUGUAUGAGAACGACUGCAUCUUCGACAAGUUUGAGUGCGUGUGGAACGGCUCCGACAGUGUCAUCAUGACUGGCUCCUACAACAACUUCUUCCGCAUGUUUGACCGCAACACCAAGCGGGACGUGACGCUGGAGGCCUCGCGGGAGAACAGCAAACCGCGGGCCGUCCUCAAACCCCGCAAGGUCUGCGUGGGGGGCAAGAGGAGGAAAGAUGAGAUCAGCGUGGACAGUCUGGACUUCAGCAAAAAGAUCUUGCAUACAGCUUGGCACCCUUCGGAGAAUAUCAUUGCUGUGGCAGCGACAAAUAACCUGUAUAUAUUCCAGGACAAGGUUAAUUAGGAGGACAAGUUAUUCUUUAGGAGUCUCCCAUGUACUGAAUACUAGUAAACACAAGAUUCCCAAUGUUUCUUUUCUUUCUUUUUUUUUUUUUUUUCCCCUCUUUCUUUCCUAUUCCUCUGUUGAAGUGCUGCUCUGUGAAUGGCAGUGUGCAGGGCCAGGCAGACCAGCUGCAGUGGUACCAUGGCAGCUCCCAGGUUUCCAUUUACCCACGUGCUGAGAGCUCGGACUCAACACGGAGCAGCCGGGGCGGUUUCAGCUGUUGCUGUUGCGGUGGCGGUGCUGUGGUGGUGGCUGAUGUGUGGGGUGUGGUGACCUGGAAUCAUCAGCUGCAGUGGGAACAGACGGGGCGGCUGUGUGCACCUAAGUGUGGGUGUGGUGGGGUUUUUGUCAUCCAUUCUGAUUCUUUAAGGCUUAAUCCUAGGAAUUCCCACCUGUUGUUUCACAAGGUCAGAGCCCCGUCCCCAUUUUUCACAUCUGUCCUUUAUUUCAUGUCUUUACCAACAGCAAAACCAAACACAGGACGGACUGGUGGUGCUCGGAGCUCCCAGGAGGGCUGCGGCCCUCCUCUGCCCCACCCAAACUCCCAAGGAUUUGGCUUUGUAGAUACUGCGGUGCCUUUUGGGUAUAUGAAAUACCUUCAUAAAUGAUACUUCCAAAACAUGCUGAUUGCAAACCAAGUUCAACCUGGGCUUUUUUUUUCUUUUUUUUUCUUUUUCUGCAUUUCUUGUAUUUUCUGUGGCCAUUUCUGCUGUCGCGUUGCUGUACACUCCUGCAUCUCACGCUUUCUCUCUCUUUUUAAUUUAUUUAUUUAUUCCUUUUUUAAAAAGAAAAAGUAUAAGUUGCUAAUUUAUGACGUUCUAAAAGAGAAUCCAACCAGAUACUGCUCUAGCACCUGACUGCUUCCUUCAGGGGCUGUCUGUGGUCCUACAUUAUAAUAAUAAUAAUAAAACCAGUAACUCUUCCUCUGUGCAUGGCCAGGCUGCCCCUUUCUACUGUUAAGAUUGUUCAGAUCCUUUUUUUACUCGAGCAAAUGUUCAAUCAAAAACAAUAAUAAUUUUCAGUCCGAAAAACACUCCUGCAAGAGCAAGUAAAUGAAUAAAUAAAGUCAAUUACAGCAACCAACACCAUUGCUUUAGCAGUGUCCCCAUGAGGGUGGUCCUGCUGUGCAGCUGUGCUGCAUCCACCACGCCUGUGUCCUGCAGGGAAGCCUUCAGCAAGCCCUAAUGGCAAAGUGCACUCUCCCCACAGCCCCUAUUGUACCGCAUGCUUCGGAUGCCCUGCAGCUCCUGUGCUACCUCCAGCCCUCAGCCCCUACCUGAGGAGCAUGGGGAUGGGCAGGAGACCCCCACCUGGAGCCUGCGGGGCAGGAGCAGGGGGCAUUCACCAUCCCAAAGGGAUGAGUAGGGGGAUGUGCACCUCCUCCCACAUUUACUACAAGUGGUGGCUUUCAGGAGUACCUUUUCUUUUUUUUUAAUGGUUAAAAAAAAAAUGCCAAGAGUAAAAAAAUUUUUCAAAUGUUCUUUUUUUUUUUGUUCUUGUACAGAAAGCCUGCACUCUGGUACCAGAAGUAAAGUUGUUCCAAACGUG
Gallus gallus (chicken) is the source of this 3180-nucleotide messenger RNA. RefSeq names its product protein phosphatase 2 regulatory subunit Bbeta (gene PPP2R2B). The record is from RefSeq and is a predicted model, not a curated record. Gene Ontology annotation, biological process: peptidyl-serine dephosphorylation. Lineage: Eukaryota; Metazoa; Chordata; Aves; Galliformes; Phasianidae. The coding region runs from base 214 to 1593 and encodes 459 amino acids. Gene Ontology annotation, cellular component: cytosol; protein phosphatase type 2A complex. The transcript has 9 exons. Gene Ontology annotation, molecular function: protein binding; protein phosphatase regulator activity.